ACAGCCAGGGUGGCGGGGGCGAGGAGCCGGGGUGGAGCUUGCUGUCCCCUCCGGCGUCCGGCCGCGCCCGUCCUCAGGGCUGCGGCGAGACGCCCGGCUGCUGUUGCGGCCCUCCGGAGCUCUCCCUCCGCCGCUUUGCCACGGUGGAGCUGAAUGCACUGAGCUCCGACAGUGGGGUUGCCAGCUUCCUCUCCCUUGCGGGGGCGUCGAACUCGCGCGUGCGCAGCGUGUAAGGGAAGGGGGCCAGGACCCCCGGCUGACCCCGGCAGGGCGACCGGACAGCGGGAGGUGAAUCGGGAUGAGCUUCCCAGCGCUGCAGCUCCACUGAGAAGGAAAUCCAGGAGCAGAGGGUCGCCGGUCGGCCGCAGUGCGUGAGGCCAUGGCGUUCCUGACCGGGCCGCGUCUUCUGGACUGGGCUAGCUCGCCGCCACACCUGCAGUUCAAUAAGUUCGUAUUGACCGGCUACCGGCCGGCCAGCAGCGGCUCGGGCUGCCUGCGCAGUCUUUUCUACCUACACAACGAGCUGGGCAACAUCUACACACACGGUAGGUGAGCCGCACCCCGAUUCAUGCUUCUUGCACUCGCGGCCGCCUUGCCUGGGAGCACAGCAGCCCCCUAAGCCCAAGUCCUCGGCUGUCCCUGCCCUGGUUGGGUCAGGCGCUGUGGUGACAAAGCUGCCAUUGUCCCAGGCUUCGUUGCCAGCUUCUGCUUUCCCAGUAGUGCCCCAAGGCAGGAGAGGGGAGCAGAAUGGGAGCCAGCUUAAUCCGGCUGAGCUCUAGAGGGCUAGCCCUGCUGGGCUUCCUGGUGCUAGUGCCAAUGACCAUGCCCUGGAGUCAGCUGGGCAAGGAUGGCUGGCUAGGAGGCACACAUUGUGUGGCCUGCCUGGCGCCCCCUGCAGCCUCUGUGCUCUAUCACCUCUUCAUGUGCCACCAGGGAGGCAGUCCUGUGUACACCCGGCUCCUUGCCCUGGAUAUGUGUGGAGUCUGUCUUGUCAACACCCUUGGGGCCCUACCCAUCAUCCACUGCACUCUGGCUUGCAGACCCUGGCUUCGCCCAGCUGCCCUGAUGGGUUACACUGCACUGUCAGGUGUAGCCGGCUGGAGAGCCCUCACUGCCCCCUCCACCAGUGCCCGGCUUCGAGCCUUUGGUUGGCAAGCUGGGGCCCGCCUGCUGGUGUUUGGGGCCCGUGGAGUGGGGCUGGGCUCAGGGGCUCCAGGCUCCCUGCCCUGCUACCUGCGCAUGGACGCACUGGCUCUGCUGGGAGGGCUGGUGAAUGUGGCACGCCUGCCAGAGCGCUGGGGGCCUGGCCGCUUCGACUACUGGGGCAACUCCCACCAAAUCAUGCACUUGCUGAGCGUGGGCUCCAUCCUCCAGCUCCAUGCUGGGGUUGUGCCUGACCUGCUCUGGGCUGCGCGCCAUGCCUGUCCCCCAGACUGAGCUGCCUCCUAGCUGCCAAACUGGCCUGCCCACAGCUUUCUGGGACAAAUUACACCACCUUUCCUCCUGCUGGUCUGCAAGGGGCUGGUUCCCUGGAAGAACCAGCACAUGGGACUUCCUAGCUGGGAGACCACUCUUCGUUCCUCCCCAUGGAUUAACCUCUUCUUGCACCCAGGCCUUCAAAUCCAGCUACCCCUCUCCUUGUCAUCUUCCCUCCAGCAUACUGGUUUGCCGUCAUUAGAAGGAAACCAUUUUUUUUUUUUUUCAAUUUACCCUGUUUGACCUGUGAGUCUCUGACAGUUGAGUCCUGCCAACUUACCAAGCCUCCAGCCCAGAACCACUACCCCUAUGUUGCUGCUCCCAUCCAACACCUCCUGGAUUCUUGAACUAGCCUCUCUGACCCCGCUUCCUGAUCUCCAGCUUCCUGCUCUGCAUGCCACACCUCUCAGCAGCCAGAAUCUUGCUGUCCCUGUCAUUCCUGCAGUGAGGGUGCAGAGGAGAGGACCAGGACCUUCUCUCAGAACCAAGCGGGCAUUGGUCCUGCUUGUAUUAUCUGACCAAGAGACACGAGGGGAGCUGCUGCUUUUCCUAGGCAAAAGGCGCAGAUGUGGAAUGGAGGGGUUGGACUCAGGCUUCACUGGACCAACAACUCAUCUCUUCACAGCCAUGGUCUGACUGACUGACCUGCCCAUCAGAGACUUGUCUGCUCAGGAAACCUCUACACAGUGGGUGGCUCCAGCCUGCUGGCCCAAGGGCACUCUAUAGCAGGGGAUCGACUCAGAGCCAGACAUCCCAAAGGCCUAAGACCCUAGGCAACAUCAAUAAAGGGACAAGAAGCACUCUGUUGCCAUAUGAGCAA
Molecule: messenger RNA, 2296 nt
Organism: Rattus norvegicus (Norway rat)
Lineage: Eukaryota; Metazoa; Chordata; Mammalia; Rodentia; Muridae
Gene: Paqr4
Product: progestin and adipoQ receptor family member 4
Biological process (GO): protein stabilization; regulation of ceramide biosynthetic process
Cellular component (GO): membrane; Golgi membrane
Molecular function (GO): molecular adaptor activity
Source: RefSeq, a predicted model, not a curated record